UGUCCACUGCAAAUUGUGUAUUUAUUUAAUCAUAACAAUAAAAUAGUAACUGUGUCAAAUCAGUGUCAGCACUUUUUCAUUAAACUGUGAAUCUCCGCGUGAGUCAUAUCGGCUGUGUAAUGGGUACAAUUUAAAAACGCAGCGAUGAGUGGUAAUGACGCUUUUAACAGAAGUUCACGGACUCCGCGAAGUCCCCCUCCAGAAGGAAGACCAGCUAUGGAAACCACCCCAGGAACCCCAGUAGCAGCAGCACGAGCCGAGGCACCUGAUGUAGUCUCAACCACUGAAAUCCAGAAAUGGAUUUCCGAAAUUGAAAAGCGCCUUAGUGAAAUUUGCACCAUUGCAAAUGAUGGUAAAUUAAACUCAGACCAAAAACUGAGAAUAAACACGCUAAGUAAGAGCGUAUUAGGAGGAAUCUCGCAAUUGGCUGUACAAUACCAGGCGGUCAAGCAGAAUUUAUUACUUAGCCAAGCCAAAGUGAAUACCUUGUCCAUGCAAACAAACAUCAGCACCCAGCUAUAUGAACUCAAACAGUGCAUACAAGAAAAAGCAACAACCGAAGAAAAACAAUCGUUCGCCGACAUGGUUAGGACCGGGAAAAGCUCGACUGUUGUGCCUACCAAGUCAAGUAGUAGCAUCGCAAUUUACCCUGCCGACAAAGAAAAAUCCAGUGAGGACACCAAAAACCUGAUCCAAAACUUAAUUAAGCCCGAGACCCUGAAACUUCACGUACGUGGUAUGAGAAAAACAAAGAACGGUGGAGUCAUAAUCAGCACCGAGAGAAAGGAUGACCUUGAAAAGCUUAAAGCAUCUCAGCAGCUGCAGCAAUCAGGACUUAAAGUGGAAGAUACCACCAAAAGGAGACCGAAGAUAAUCAUCCUAGGAGUCCCGACAAAUAUGUCCGAAGGAGAAGUGUUCGAUUGUAUUUUUAAACAAAACAUUGCAGACUUACAACCAAAUCUCACUAGGGAUACAUUUAUGUGCUCAGUUAAACUUAGUCAUAAAUCUGGAAAAAAGGACUUAUCCACCUGCAACUACAUCCUAGAAUGCACAGCCGAAGUCCGACGUAUGCUCAUACAACAACAACGCGUUUUUAUCAAUUGGACAUCUUGCCCAGUACGAGAUUUCACUCUCCUGACCCGUUGUUACUUAUGCCAUUUAUACGGCCAUUCGGCUAAAUAUUGCAAAGAUACAGAACCUACUUGUGGACAUUGCGGGUCAUCAGGCCAUGGUUUUAAGGAGUGUCCAAAGCAAGCUGAACCCGCCAAAUGCGCUACGUGUCUGCGCUUUAAAAAGCCGGCCAAUCAUAAAACCGGAGACGACCAGUGCCCAGCGAAGAAAAAUGCGCAACUUAGGUAUAUAAAUUCUAUAGAUUAUGAGGGCGCCUAGAGCGCCGCGUUUCAACGUCAUCUGCUGCACAUAUCAACAAAAAUGGAUAACGCAACCAACGUCUUGCUUGACGAUAUUGAGGCCUCGUGUGAGUAUGAAUCACUAGUGUGCGACCCAGAUAGAUGCUCGACGCUUGUCAAUACUUAUGGUUCAAAUUUAAAAAUACUUUUACAAAAUAUUAGAAGCCUAAACAGUAAUUUCAAUGGACUCUUAACUUUACUAAGCUUAAUAAAUUCUGACGUUGAUAUAAUUGUAUUGACAGAGUGCUGGAUUACCUCGAACCAAACGAUCCCUCAAAUAAAUGGCUAUAAUUCUUACGUAAGUUUAAAAACCAACGUGUUGCAAAAUGACGGUGUCGUGUUCUACAUUAAAGAAAAUAUAAAUAAUGUAACUGUGGAAGAGCCCGAUAUAUUUCUAGAUGCAAACUGCUUAAUAUUGAAAAUAGGAACUGAUACGGCUUUAGUAGGCAUUUAUCGCUCCCCCUCGAAUAAAAACAUAAACAACUUUCUAUUGUCCCUUAAUAAAAUUUUAUCGCAGCUAUCGAUAUUUAAAAAUGUAUUUGUUAUGGGAGAUUUUAACAUUGAUAUCAAAAACGGCAACCAAGAUCGAAACUCUUUUGAAUACUUAACUCAAUUAGCUUUUCUUGGAUAUCUUCCUUCUCACCUCCGACCAACUAGAGAAAAAAAUUGUCUUGACCAUGUCUUUGCAAAGUCUAAACUUGCCUUAAAAACUUUAGUGCUCCAUAGUAGUUUAACUGACCACAGUUCAUUGUUACUGUGUAUUCCUCAGUAUUACCAAAGAGCCCCUAGUCAAGUCAUCAUAUCUAAACUGGACAAUAAAUCAGCUACCCGUGACAUAGAAAAUCUUGAUAUGACCCCUAUUUACCAAGCGACAGAUGCCAAUGACGCCAUGGAAUACUUAGUCUCAUCUUUAACACGAAUUAUAGAAAAUAACACAGUGACUAAAAGUAUGUCACGCAAAAUGAAAACUAUUAAACCAUGGAUAACCCCCGGAUUGUUACGAUGCAUUAGAAACCGUGACAGAAUGCAUAAAAAACUGGCAAAAACUCCAAAUGACACAAUACUUAAAACAACAUACCAACGUUAUCGAAAUUUUUGUAAUAAUCUGUUAAAAAACCUAAAACGACAACAUGACAAAACAGAAAUAAUAAAAGCAGGACACGAUAAAAAGAAAUUAUGGAAAGUCAUCAAAAACGUAACAAGUAUGAGUAAUAUGAGGUCGACGUCUCAAGCGCUUAUAGCUGACGCUAUAGACGCUCGGCAGACAGUC
Cydia splendana is the source of this 2679-nucleotide messenger RNA. RefSeq lists its product as uncharacterized. Bases 145 to 1389 code for a protein of 414 amino acids. The transcript has a single exon. Lineage: Eukaryota; Metazoa; Arthropoda; Insecta; Lepidoptera; Tortricidae. The record is from RefSeq and is a predicted model, not a curated record. Gene Ontology annotation, molecular function: nucleic acid binding; zinc ion binding.